Chionomys nivalis (European snow vole) is the source of this 4124-nucleotide messenger RNA. RefSeq names its product gamma-aminobutyric acid type A receptor subunit epsilon (gene Gabre). Gene Ontology annotation, biological process: nervous system process; signal transduction; gamma-aminobutyric acid signaling pathway. The transcript has 9 exons. Bases 1 to 2712 code for a protein of 903 amino acids. Gene Ontology annotation, molecular function: benzodiazepine receptor activity; transmitter-gated monoatomic ion channel activity involved in regulation of postsynaptic membrane potential; GABA-gated chloride ion channel activity. NCBI's taxonomy places the organism in Eukaryota, Metazoa, Chordata, Mammalia, Rodentia, Cricetidae. The record is from RefSeq and is a predicted model, not a curated record. Gene Ontology annotation, cellular component: dendrite membrane; synapse; GABA-A receptor complex.
AUGUUGCCCAAAGUUCUCCUGAUGCUCCUCAACAUAUUCCUGGCUCUCCAGUGGAGGGUUGGACCUCACGUUGACCUGGAGAAUAAGCACCCUGUCCAAGAAAACGUAGUCUUCGGCCCUCAGCCUAGGCCUGUGCCUCAGACUCUACUUGAUCCUGAAUCCCCUGCUGCUGCUGAUGUAUUCUUCGGCCCUCAGCCACAGCCACAGGCCAAAUCCCUGGGCCAUGAUGAUGAUUUAGUCUUUAGCUCCCAGCCUCAUCCUCUGCCUCAGCCCCAGCCUCUGCCCCAGCCACAGCCUGAGCCAGAGCCUCAGCCCCAACCCCAGCCUCAGCCCCAGCCCCAGCCUCAACCGCAGCCCCAGCCCCAGCCCCUGGCUGGGCGCCAGCCUCUGCCCCAGCCCCUGCCCUGGCCCCUUCCUCAGCCCCAGCCGGAGCCGGAGCCGGAGCCCCAGCCGGAGCCAGAGCCUCAACCCCAGCCUGAGCCCCAGCCUGAGCCUGAGCCUGAGCCCCAGCCUCAGCCCCUGGCUGGGCGCCAGCCUCUGCCCCAUCCCCCGCCUUGGCCCCUGCCCUUGCCCCGUCCCCAGCCUGAACCCCAGCCUGAACCCCAACCUCAGCCAGAGCCCCAGCCUCAGCCCGAGCCCCACCCUCACCCUGAACCCCAGACCCCAGUCCAGCUCCAGGCUGGGCGCCAACCCAGGCCCAGGCCCCAGCCUGAGCCCCAGCCAGAGCCCCAGCCGGAGCCCCAGCCGGAGCCUCAGCCGGAGCCUCAGCCGGAGCCCCAGCCAGAGCCUCAGCCCCAGCCUCAGCCCCAGCCUCAGCCCCAGCCUGAGCCGGAGCCUGAGCCCCAGCCCCAACCGGAGCCCGAGCCCCAGCCCCAACCGGAGCCCGAGCCCCAGCCCCAGCCGGAGCCUCAGCCCCAGCCUCAGCCGGAGCCUGAGCCCCAGCCGGAGCCCCAGCCGAAGCCUGAGCCUGAACCGGAACCAGAGCCCCAGCCGGAGCCUGAGCCCGAGCCUGAGCCCGAACCGGAACCAGAGCCCCAGCCGGAGCCCCAACCAGAGCCUGAGCCCGAACCGGAGCCCGAACCGGAGCCCGAACCGGAGCCUGAGCCUGAGCCCGAACCGGAGCCAGAGCCGGAGCCUCAGCAGGAGUCCCAGCAGGAGCCUGAGCCAGACCACCAGCCGCACCCCCAGCCGCACCCCCAGCCGCACCCCCAGCCGGACCCCCAGCCGGACCCUCAGCCAGAUCCUCAGCCAGAUCCUCAGCCUGACCCCGAGCCUGAACCAGAGAUGGAGCCAGAACCCCAGUACCAGCAGGAGCUUCAGUCUAGUGGAAAGAAACUUCCAGAAGAAGAAACAGAACUUGCUGCUGACUGCAUGACGGGGGGCUCAGGAGAGAAUCUGGCAAGAGCUUCUCGAAUCCUUAACACCAUCCUAAGUAACUACGACCAUAAACUGCGCCCUGGCAUUGGAAAGAAGCCCACUGUGGUCACUGUUGAAAUCUUUGUCAACAGCCUCGGGCCUAUUUCCACCCUAGACAUGGAAUAUUCCAUUGACAUCAUCUUCUACCAGUCCUGGUAUGAUGAGCGGCUUCGUUACAAUGACAGCUUUGAGACCCUUGUUCUACAUGGCAACGUGGUGAAACAGUUGUGGAUCCCGGAUACCUAUUUUAGGAAUUCUAAGAGGACUCAUGAAUAUGAUGUCACCAUGCCCAACCAGAUGGCUCUUAUCCACAAGGAUGGAAAGGUGUUGUAUUCAGUUAGGAUGGCCAUUGAUGCGAGCUGCUCACUGCACAUGCUCAAAUUUCCAAUGGACUCUCACUCUUGCCCUCUGUCUUUCUCUAGCUUUUCCUAUGAUGAGCAUGAGAUGAUCUACAAGUGGGAGAAUUUCAAGCUUGAAAUCAAUGAGAACGCUUGGAAGCCAUUUGACUUUGAUUUUAGAGGAAUGUACAACAAAACUGAAAUCAUCUCCACCCCAGUUGGUGACUUCAUGGUCAUGACCUUCUUCUUCAACAUGAGCAGGCGGUUUGGCUUCAUUGUCUUUCAAAACUAUGUCCCUUCAUCUGUGACCACAAUGCUCUCCUGGGUCUCCUUCUGGAUCAAGAUAGAGGCUUCUGCGGCCAGAACCUCUGUAGGAGUCAGUUCUGUAGUCACCAUGGCCACGCUGGGCACCCUUUCCCGUAAGAAUUUCCCACGAGUCUCCUAUCUCACAGCUUUGGACUUGUAUAUUUCCAUUUGUUUCGUCUUGUGCUUCUGUACUCUACUAGAGUUUGCUGUGCUGAACUUCCUGAUCUACAACGAGACGAAACGACAGACUUCUCCAAAGCUGUACCAUCUUGCAUCCGGUAGCCAUGCUAAUACACGUACUCGUGCUCGUGCCCGCACCCGCGCUCGUGCCCGUGCCCGUGCCCGCCAGCAGCAGGAAGUGUUUGUGUGUGAGAUCAUCACCUAUGACAGGAAUGCUGAAGAGCAUCAGUAUUGCCCAGUCCAGCAGUCAAGAAGACCCCAGUGUCCCCGGAGGCGAUGUGACAGGAGCUAUGUGUGCUUCAGGAUUCUCAGGAGAUACCUCUGCAUGGCUCCUGGUUGUGAAGGCGGCACCUGGCAGCGGGGCCGCAUCUGCAUCCAUGUUUACCGCUUGGAUAACUACUCGCGCGUGCUUUUCCCUCUUACAUUCUUUUUCUUCAAUCUGCUCUACUGGCUGAUUUGUCUUAACCUGUAGGCUCCAGCUGGUAGCUCAUGGGGCAGCCUCCGCAGUUCCCCAGGAGGUGUCAUGCCCCUUUGCCAAGGGAGUUGGGAGAUAACAGCAACAGCAUCAGAGGUACCUAGAGAGAGUUUUUCCUAACCUGGUUCCUUGUGCAAGCUUAUAGAGAGUUUGUCUCUACUGGCCCUCUCCCCCUUAGCCUGCUCACUCAGUCUUCUCAACAGCCCUUCUCAAGUAACGGCCCACCUCUUUAUUCUUCAAAGAGCAUUCAUGAUGCUCAGUGUGCGACAUUUGAGCAGAUAAGAUACCUCCCAAUGGUAUUAACAGUUACUGUCUUUCCCCAGAAGCCCAUGCUUCCCUUAGUGAUGAUGCUAAGGGGCCCAGCUCAGGCUCAAGCCCAGAAUGCACAGAGCGACAAUAUAGCAGGAGGAGUGUCUUUAAGUCAGACCAUUAGAUUCUUGUUUUUUCCUUGACCUCCCUCCCUCUCCACAUACACACACACAAUCCCUGUAGAAGGUGAGGAACAAGCAAGUGGGCAUAUUUGGGAAAGUAACUCCUCUCUGUUGCUGUGCCAUCUCCGUCUCCCCACCUGCCUCCAUCUGCAGUACCAAUUCACUUCCCUUCAUCCAAUGGGUAUCUAUUUGUGUGUGAAAUAUUUGUAAUUUCCCUUGCUUUGUAUGCCCCCUUCUUCCUCCUCCUUGACCCUUGUGAUUCGUUCUAUAACUUCCCCAGUGACUUUCCCAGCCCUGAUCCAGGUACUAGGCUUUGGUAACUCACUGGGACCAAGAAACUGAGUACAUUAUUUGGCAGCAGCCAUUAGCUGCCACUGAUUGGUGCUCACCUCAGGCACAGUCUAAAUGUUUGACUGCUUUCUUGGCCCCUGGACCCGAAAGUCAGUCCACUGCCAUCCCUGGGGCGCUCACACAAUUGCAAUCAAUUGAACUCCCUUAAAUUUAUAUAGACUUUUCCCUUUGGAAAAACACUUUUGACAAACCAUUUCUAUUUGGAGUCUUGUUCUAGCCCUGUGACAUCUUUGGGCACAGUUUGUUCUCCAUUUGCAGAUGGCAACCUUGAGGUACAGAUUUCUAUGUGACUAUGGGUCUUGCUGAAAGCCAAUCGAGUGUCCCCUUGCCACCUGCUAAAAGCACGUGACAGGGCUAGGAAGCUCUGAUCACCAUGACUCAAUUUUGUUUCCCCUGCUGGCACCCCAGUGGCAGGGCAUAGAAUAAUGACAGCCCCUCUGAAGCGUGGACCUGCUCCUAACUAGGCCUGAGGUGGCCAGACUGCUCUGCAGGUUGAGCUCCUGCCUUCAGUAACCCAGUGAGACGAGUUUGUACAUGUCCCAAUGCUUGUAUAUGCUGAACAGAAUCUGUGUCUGUACUUUGUGUGUGGGGGGGCUAGGGAUUGGGAAAUCCAUCUGCUUUUCGUCA